AUGGACGAUUUCGAUGGGCCGGGGAAAGUCAUUCGAGCCAGGGGGUUGAAGAGGGGCAAGGUCGAGGAGAGAAUAACCGAUAGGAUAAAAUUAGAAAAAGUCCUCGGAGUAACGGUGUCCAGUAAUGCAGCUCUGACAUGUGAUAAUAACGGAUUGAUAGCCUAUCCGGCGGGAUGUACGGUGGUUCUGUUCAACACCCGAACGGAACAACAAAGCCACAUAAUAAACGCCAGCCGAAAAACCAUAACGUCCUUGUCGUUUUCGGCUUGCGGGCGAUACAUCGUGACAGGAGAAUGCGGCCAUCAGCCCGCAGUGCGAGUAUGGGACCUUCAAUCGGAUCCACAAUCCGGCCAUCCGGGUCUGGCCCCGCAACCGCAGCAGGUCGCGGAGUUUUUGGUGCACAAAUUCGGCAUCAACUGCGUGGCGUUUUCGCCGACGGGGAAGUAUGUGGUGAGCGUCGGCACCCAGCACGACAUGAUCGUCAACGUGUGGGACUGGAAGAGCAACAUCAAAGUGGCCAGCAACAAAGUCAGUACGAAAGUCAAAGCUAUAGCUUUCGCCGAGAACGGCAGCUACUUCGUCACCGUCGGCAAUAGGCACGUCAAAUUUUGGUACCUGGAGCACGGCAACGCUAAAUAUAAGGAUACGGUCCCUUUGAUGGGCCGUUCGGCCAUAUUGGGUGAUCAAAGGAACAAUUAUUUCUGUGAUGUGGCUUGCGGCAGGGCCGAUUGCGCAGAUAGUACUUACGUGAUUACGCGGUCGGGUCUACUCUGCGAGUUCAAUAAUAGAAGACUUUUAGAUAAAUGGGUAGAAUUAAGGACAACAAGUGCCAACUGUAUCGCUGUAGGAGAAAAAUAUAUAUUCGUUGGAUGUGCCGAAGGUAUAAUCCGGUGUUUCGAUCCCACAACUCUUCGAUUCGUAACGACGCUUCCUCGAAACCAUUAUUUAGGCGUCGACGUCAGCAUGGGAACUAGCAUACAACACAUGGCGUCGCCUCCACCCGACGCCAAAUACCCCGACACGGUGGCCAUAACGUUCGACGAAACCAACAACAAACUCACAUCGGUGUACAACGAUCAUUCCGUCUACGUUUGGGACGUGUUCAACAUCCAGCGAGUGGGCAAAUCGCACUCGUUCCUGUACCAUUCGGCGUGCAUUUGGGGCGUCGAAAUGGCGCCGCCGAACAGUCCUCUGCCGCCCGGCAGUUUCCUCACCUGCGGCUCCGACGAUACGAUUCGCGUGUGGACGCUCGAUAAAAUCAACGAAAACAACAGCAAAGGGAUUUACCAACCGAACAUUUACAGUAACGAAUUGUUGAAAGUGGUGUACAUCGAUAAAGACCUGUCGUUCAUCAAAGACCUGGACAUCUCGGGUACGACCGAGAAGCAGGAGAACACGUCGUACGACGGCCGGAACGGCGUCCGUUGCAUCCGGAUCAGCCCGGACGGGAAGCAUUUGGCGUCGGGCGAUCGCGAGGGCAACAUCAGGAUACACGACGUGGCGACGUUGCGGGAGACCUGCAAGAUAGAGGCGCACGAUUCCGAGGUGCUGUGCCUCGAGUACUCCGAUCCGCACCUGAAUCUGAUGGCGUCGGCCAGCCGGGAUCGGCUCAUCCACGUUUUCGACAUGAAAGACGGCUACGAUUUCAUCCAAACGUUAGACGAUCAUUCGUCUUCUAUCACCGCCGUGCGGUUCCUGCACCAGGGUAGUAAUACGCAGAUGGUGUCGUGCGGGGCCGAUAAAAGUUUAAUCUUUAGGUCGCUGAGCGAAAUAAACGACAAGUACCAAUUCAAUAGAGCCCACAUCGCCACCGGUAAAACGACUUUAUACGACAUGGAAGUGGACGCCGGUCAAAAGCACGUCCUCACCGCCUGCCAAGACAGAAACGUUCGAAUCUACAGCGUCAAUACGGGCAAACACACCAAGAGCUUCAAAGGUAGCACCGGCGACGACGGGACGCUCAUCAAGGUCGUGUUGGACCGAUCGGGCAUCUAUUUGGCGACGUCGUGCACGGACAAGUCGCUGUCGGUGUACGACUACUAUUCGGGCGAAUGCAUGGCGACGAUGUGCGGCCACAGCGAGCUGGCGACCGGCCUGCGGUUCACCAACGACUGUCGCCGCCUCAUAUCGGCCAGCGGCGACGGUUGCAUAUUCGUGUGGCGGGUGCCGCACGACAUGGUGGUGACGAUGCACGCGCGGCUCAGCCAGCAGGCGAUGCGCCAGGGCAAGCAGCUCGAACAGGAGGUGUUCAGCGACGGCAGCACGUUCGAUUUCUACGAGGGCAUCAAUACCGUCGAUAACAAUUAUAGGUUUAGCAUAGGUCAACUUCCUCAAUGGGCGAAAAAGCAACUGACGGAAGAUACUAGUCAACCUUCUAGUCUGGUUAAAGGCGUGGUGCAGCCUAAAGGUAGAUGGGCGCAAAGGGCUGAAAAAUCGUUGUACAACAACCAACCGUAUCCGUUCCCGUUGCACGAGCGAAGGUUCGAUUCGGACGGGGGUUCGAAGGACAGCUCUCUGGAUAGCGGCACCGACAUCAAAUACUCGGAAUCGAGGAGCCAAAUAACGGUGUCGAAGGUGACGACGCGCAUCGAAACGAACAGGAGAGGCAUAAUGACUGACGAUAGCGCCCUGGGGGACGUCGAAUCGACGGCUCACGACGGCGACAUCGAUUCCGAUCACGAAUACAGGCAUCGACCGAUCUACUAUCCCUCACAGACGAAUUCCAAUAGCGGUAGCGAAUUUACGGUAACUAAUAUCGAUGCGGACGAGCUGCGAAAGUCCCAAAGGAAGAAGAAGAUCCCGCAGGUGGUCGUUCAGCAAGCCGCGUCCUCGACUUACGGUAGCAACGAUUCAGACGAUGAUGAUGAUGAGGCUUCGACGCCGAGCGGCGAUAACACCGAUCGAAAUCCGAUGUCGUUGUUUUCGUUGAGUUCAGAAUCAUUGGAUCAGUUGGUUAAUAGAGAAAGAUAUUUACAAUCGACGUUCGAGAGUAUGUCAGGUGGAGACGUCGAACAUCAUACGCCUACUAAUAAAACAUCAAUAUCGUCCAAAUUCUUAACGAAAACCAACGAAAGAAACCAAGAGGCCAUAAAUGCUGUCAAACAAACCAAAAACGAUCCGGACGCUUUGAGAAGGAGACAGGAGCUGAGCAAAAGAGUAGCGGAAACUAGAAAGAAAUUAGAAAGCGUCGGUCACAGCCCGUUGAAAUACAGCCAAUCGAUACACGAUCUAUCCCACAUACCGGAACGCGACAGAUGGUCCAAAAAACAAGUCUAUUUGGACGAAAGCUCACCAGAUAGCAGUUUGCGUAGGUCUUGCAGCUUGAGUGAUUUAAGUAUGCAAACUUCUACGGUGCACAAACGAAAACCCGAACAAGUAGUCUUCAAGAAACCUGCAGUACCGUCCUCGAACGGCGUGUCGAGGAACAAUUCGCGCUACGUUAAGAACAAUUCGAUGACGCGCAGCCGAUCGAGCACCGUCCUCAAUCACUCGGACUCCGAUCAGGAUUCGCAGGAGAAGAAAAUGUCCAGAUUGAUGAGGCCGACGAUCAGUUCGCACAACAAAAUCAACAACAAAUCGCUGCAGAACCGCAAGAAGCACUCCUAUUCGGCCAGUAACCUGAAUACUGUGGGAACCACUGAUAACAUAUCAACGUCGGAUGAAGACGCUCCUCCGACCGCCCCGCCGCGAAAUAGGCCGAUCUCCUUCGAUAAUGGUCCACCUUCGAUCGUGCCAAGGCGUCAUCUGAAUAACAAAGAUAAGAAUCGAGCUCUAAGACACACCAUUCAUUUCGAUGAUCACUUAACAGUAGACGCUUUCGAAUCUAGCGAAAGUUAUUCAUCCAUCGAGGUGUCGAAUCAAUUAUGCGACGAUUUGAUCGAUCAGUUGACUUCGACGGCGGAGAAAGUGGUGAAGCUGUACAACAAAAUGAGCGAGACCGACGACGCGACCGAAUCUCAAAUGGACAAGAUGGACAAAGUGAAAAUGUCGAUGAUACGGACCCACAAGAUCCUGCACGAUUGCAUACUGAGGGAAUUGAAGCAGAACAACGGCAACGCGGACGUCAAUCAAACCGAUACGGUGAAGAAAUUGAACGAUCUGGUGUCGAAGGGUCCGAGCGGCCCGAAUAACGUCAUCAACGUUAUGGAACAAUAUUCGGACAUUUUGUUGGAUAUGGUACAACAGAAGAUGCACAGCGCUAAUAUGUGA
Molecule: messenger RNA, 4209 nt
Organism: Phyllotreta striolata
Lineage: Eukaryota; Metazoa; Arthropoda; Insecta; Coleoptera; Chrysomelidae
Source: the annotation of a GenBank genome assembly